Messenger RNA from Agelaius phoeniceus (red-winged blackbird), 1466 nucleotides. Its product is annotated as E3 ubiquitin-protein ligase TRIM39-like. NCBI's taxonomy places the organism in Eukaryota, Metazoa, Chordata, Aves, Passeriformes, Icteridae. Gene Ontology annotation, molecular function: protein binding; zinc ion binding. The record is from RefSeq and is a predicted model, not a curated record.
AGGCGGACCCGGUCCGGUGCCGGCCAUGGCCGAGCUCCGCGCCGAAGCCUCGUGCCCGCUGUGCCUCGGGCUCUUCCAGGAGCCCGUGUCCAUCCACUGCGGCCACAACUUCUGCCGGGCGUGCAUCGAGCGCUGCUGGCGGAGCUCCCGGGACAGCUUCCCGUGCCCGCGCUGCCGGGAGGCGGCCCCGGAGCGCAGCCUGAGGCCCAACGCGGAGCUGGCCGGCAUCAUCCGCAUCGCGCAGCGCCUCAGCCUCAGGGGCCGAGCCCGGCGCGGGGAGAGGCUCUGCCCGAAGCACGGCGAGGCUCUGAAGCUGUUCUGCGAGGAGGAGCAGAGCCCCGUGUGCCGCGAGUGCCGCCGCUCCCCGGAGCACCGGCUGCACGCCGCCGUCCCCAUCGAGGAAGCGGCGCAGGAGCACAAGGAGAAACUCCAGGCUCACGCGCAGAUCCUCAGGGACAGGAGAGAGAAGAUGCUGGGGCUGAAAGCGGCGGAGGAAGGGAAGAGCUCGGAGCUGCUGGAGCGGGUGGAGGCGGAGCGGCAGCGGCUGCGGUGCCGGGUGCGGGAGCUGCGGCAGCUCCUGGAGGGGCAGGAGCGGCUCCUCCUGGCGCGGCUGGCGCGGCUGGCGCGGGACAUCGCGCGGAGGCAGGAGGAGAGCGCGGGCCGGCUCUCGGAGCAGAUCUCCGGCCUGGGGCGGCAGAUCCAGCAGCUGGAGGAGAAGUGCCGGCAGCCGCCCUGGGAGCUGCUGCAGGACAGCAGAGACAUCCUGAGCAGGCUGGAGAAGGAGAGUGCCCCAGAGCCGGUGGAGACCUCGGCGGAGCCGGCAGAGGAACCCACAGGGCUGCCCCAGGAAAAUCUCACCCUCAAGGAGAUGCUGAGGAAAUUCCAAGUCACCCUGACGCUGGACCCCGACACCGCCCACCCGCGCCUGGCCCUGAGCGAGGACGGGAAAUGCGUCCGCUGGGACGACGCCCGCAGGAACAUCCCCGACCACCCCAAACGCUUCGACUCCUCCCGCUGCGUGCUGGCCCGCGAGGGCUUCACCUGUGGCCGCCACUACUGGGAGGUUCAGGUGUGCCAGGGCUCGGCCUGGGCCCUGGGCGUCGCCAGGGCGUCCGUGGCCAGGAAGGGCCGGGUCAGCGUCAGGCCCGAGCGGGGGAUCUGGGCCGUGGGGCGGUGCGGCAGCCAGUGCCAGGCUCUGGCCUCGCCCAGCGUCCCCAUUUCCCUCCCCGAGGCCCCCGAGGCGGUCGGGGUCUACCUGGACUGCGAGGGCGGGCGCGUGGCGUUUUUUGACGUGCGGAGGGAGGUGCCGAUGUUCGCGUACCCCGCGGCGAGGUUUGGGGGCGAGGAGCUGCUGCCCCUGCUCUGCCUGGGCAGGGGGUGCUGCUUCAGGCUGUGCCCCUGAGCCCCCGAGCUGGGGCACUCAGAUGGGUGGGGGUUCGGGUGGGAAACUGCAUUUUUUCUAUUGU